Messenger RNA from Cuculus canorus (common cuckoo), 1308 nucleotides. Its product is annotated as cathepsin D-like. Lineage: Eukaryota; Metazoa; Chordata; Aves; Cuculiformes; Cuculidae. Gene Ontology annotation, cellular component: lysosome. The record is from RefSeq and is a predicted model, not a curated record. Bases 30 to 1205 code for a protein of 391 amino acids. Gene Ontology annotation, molecular function: aspartic-type endopeptidase activity. Gene Ontology annotation, biological process: proteolysis. The transcript is spliced from 9 exons.
GCUCGGGACGGGGAGGGGACACAGCUGAGAUGGGGGGGGCCGUGCUCGGGAGCCUCGUGCUGCUCGUGGCUGCGGCCGGAGCCGUCCUGCGCAUCCCCUUGGAGAGGGGGCCAUGGGUGCCCCCCAAGUUCUGGGGGGACUCUGGGGGCCCCCGAGCCCGCAGUAGGGCGGGGGGAGCAGCAGCACCCACGAGGCUCCGCAACUACAUGGAUGCUCAGUUCUACGGGUCGAUCGCUCUGGGAACGCCCCCUCAGCGCUUCGACGUCGUGUUCGACACGGGCUCCGCGGACCUCUGGGUGCCCUCGUCGCGCUGCUGCUGGAUCUACCUCGCCUGCUGGCUGCACCGCCGGUACCGUUCCACCCUGUCCCUCACCCACCGCCCCAACGGCACCAGGUUCGCCAUCAGCUACGGCAGCGGCAGCCUGAGCGGCUUCCUCAGCGUGGACAUCCUCAGGGUGUCCAACGUGUCGGUGCCGGCGCAGAUCUUCGCGGAGGCGGUGGAGCUGCCGGGCUUCGCCUUCGCCGCCGCGCGCUUCGAUGGCGUCCUGGGGUUGGCGUUCCCCGACGUCGCCGCCGGCCCCGCGCGCCCCGUCUUUGACUCCAUGAUGGAUCAAGGGCUCUUCACCAACAACGUCUUCUCCUUCCACCUGCGCAGCGGGGCGUCGGAGGGCGAUGGGGGGCAGCUGAUUUUCGGGGGCAUCGACGAAGAUCUCUUCGAGGGACCUCUGCACUACAUCCCCGUCUCGCGCCGCGGGUACUGGCAGGUGCACGUGGAGAGGCUGUCGGUGGAUGGGGGAGCAUUGGGGUGCCGUGCCCCCACUUUGUGCCGGGGGGGCUGCGAGGCCAUCGUGGACACGGGGACGUCGCUCGUCACCGGCCCCUCAGAGGAGGUGGAGGCACUGCAGCAGAUUUUGGGGGGCACCCACAUGCCGGGGGGGCAGUACCUGUUGGACUGCGCCAACAUCACAACGAUGCCCAACGUCACCUUCGUCAUGGAGGGCCGCGACUUCACCCUCAGCCCUGAGGAGUACGUGCUGCAGGUGGGGCAGGAGAGGUCCCCCACCUGCAUCAGUGGGUUCAUGGCUAUGGAUGUGCCCCCCCCCGCCGGACCCCUCUGGAUUCUCGGGGACGUUUUCCUCACGCGGUUCUUCUCCGUCUUCGACCGCGACCACAACCGCGUGGGUCUGGCGCGCAGCAAGUCCUGACCCCCCCGGGACCCCCCCCAAAUAUUGGGGUCCCCUCAGCCCCCCCCAAAUGCCAGAAUAUGGGGGGGGACACACACCCUGUGCCCUCUUUUUUGGGGGGGGC